Messenger RNA from Brassica rapa (field mustard), 2191 nucleotides. RefSeq lists its product as uncharacterized. NCBI's taxonomy places the organism in Eukaryota, Viridiplantae, Streptophyta, Magnoliopsida, Brassicales, Brassicaceae. The record is from RefSeq and is a predicted model, not a curated record.
AAUAACUGACAAUAUAGAAACAAAAUAAAUCAAAAAAGGAUCAGAAUUCAUUACAAAGGACUUUUUGGUUUUGUUUUUUGGCAACUCUUUGAUUGUCAAAAAGAAACCAAACCCUAAUUUCUAUUUCACAUUUUUUCUUAAAGAUUUCGAAACGCACCUCCUCUCUCGUCCCUCAUCGCCCUCAAUCUCACCGGAUCUAACAUCUCCGAUCAAAAUCAUCCCAGGAUUUGAUUCGUUCUUUGCGAUGGAUCUAUGCGUUUUGUGUGAUCUUCUGUAUUACAGCUCAUUGAUCUCUGCUAUGUAUUGACUCUGUUUCUGUAUUUUCCAUUGAAAAGUCUCUACCUUUGACAUUGUAGCAGCUCAUAUGACCAUUCAUCUUUUGAUGUUUAACGAGAAGAUUCUGACUUUUCUCCUUUUUUUAAUAAUGAAGAUGUCUAACGUAGCGAAGACCAAAUCAAGAGACAAGAAGGUUGUUGUUGUGAAUGAUUCACACAAGACAACACCUACUAAAGCCUCCUCCAUAGGCGGUGCUUACAAUCCUCUCUUAGUUGAGUCCUCCUCCUCCUCAUCUCUCCACACCACCGGCCGUUUCAGAAGCAUUGAUGAGUCUGACGACUGUGAUUCCGUCUCCAACAACGGUAGCUGGUCUGGAGACUCCGAAGACCACAAAGAGAAAACAACAGCAGCACCACCUUCAGCAAAGCAGGAAGCCACCAUUGACAACGAGAAGAGGGAGAAGAUGCGGCUCAAGAACGAGAGGAAGCACCAGCGUCAGAAGGAGAAGCGAGCUCAGGAACUGCACGAGCGGUGCUGUCAGUUCCUCAUGUCGAGGAAGCUCGAGGUGCUUACUCAGAAGAUUAUAGCUAUGGAGAUUCCUCAUCACGAGAAGGCGACUUACGCUCUUAUGCUGAACGAAGGGAAGCUGGAGGAGUCUGUUAACUGGCUGCUCGAUGUCGGCGGGGCGAGUGUUGAGGAUAAGAAGCUGGAUCCUAGCUUUGGGAGCUUGAAGAUUGAUAUCUCGGAGGAGUUGGGUAGAAUCUUGGAGUUGGAGGCGAAGUAUAAGUGGAGCAAGCAGGAUGUGGAGAGGGCUGUGGUUACUGCGGAAGGGGAUGUUGAGAGAGCGGAGGAAUCAUUGAGGAGACAGAAGCAAGACCAUUCUGUAAAAGUAGAGGAUGUUAGUAGUAAUAAUAGCAAAGUCCCUGAAGAAGAGAGAAAGAAUGUAAACCAAAGUGUUAAUCCAAUGGAUAAGAUUAACAUGAACUUGCAGUUGAUGAAGAAUGCUGCAAUGGAGGAGAAGAAACGCAUGUCAAAUCAACAGCCGCCGCCGCCGCCGCCUCGGCCAGUGGAAGAAACGCAUCAUGUGACGGUGGCUAUAGGGAGGGAACCAGUGAUGGUGAUGCAGCAGCAGCAGCAACAACGCUCUCAGUCAGCUAACACAAAUUUGCCACCUGUCUCUACUAUGAAUCCAUCCUUUACAGUAUCAGCAGGAGGUGGAGGAGGAGGAGGAGGAGGAGGGAGUGGUUGGUACCCUGCUAAUGGUCAAACUAACGGCUAUUUACCCGUAAGAACUCCGCCUCCUAGUGAUCUGAACUCUAACCUGAUGUACCAGUAUCAGCAAUAUCAAGGUAACAACGGACACAUAAUGGGAAGGCCAAGUGAACAGCCCCAUGCUGUGGCUCCAGCUGCUUCUCUUGGGCUCUUCUCCGGGUAUGGAUCAGCGUCUUCAUCAGGGAUAGACUGGAGCGCUGAUGGGUCAGUAGGGAAAUAUGAUUACAGCAAAAUCGAUUGGAGUUUAGACAGAGGCCUAGCUUGUCCGAGACAAGAGGAACAACAACAGUAUGUUGCUGAGGCAUCACAGUAUGAAGCAGACAUGAGUGGAAGGACGAGGAUGAAUGGGAUGGGAGUGCAGGAAGUUGCUUUAGUGGGGAACGGUGGCAGGGAGUGGACAUCACCGUUUGAGGGUAAAGAUCUGUUUGGUUUGUCUAGACAGUAUGUGCCUCCUUCUCUUUGAAGGUGAAUGUUUGCUUUCUAGAAUAAUAAAAAAAAAAAAUGCAAGGGGAGAGAGUGAGAGAGAGAGAGAGAUAAUGGAUGGAUGGUAUGAGUUUGUGGUUACUAGUUUUUUUAUCAAGUGCUUUCUUGCUUGUUUGCUCAAAAUUGGAUCUUUCAAAUUUACUAAUGUUUUUAUCCCCAA